UGGUCGCGCUUCGGGGCUCUGUGGGUGGAAGGCGGCUGCGGGUGGUGUCUGGGAGCGAGAGCGCGGCGCUAGAAUGAACGCCCCUCCAGCUUUCGAGUCGUUCUUGCUCUUCGAAGGCGAGAAGAAAAUCACCAUUAACAAGGACACCAAGGUGCCCAACGCCUGCUUGUUCACCAUCAACAAAGAAGACCACACUCUGGGGAACAUCAUUAAAUCCCAGCUGUUGAAGGACCCACAGGUGCUGUUUGCUGGCUACAAAGUCCCGCACCCCUUGGAGCACAAGAUCAUCAUCCGUGUGCAGACCACCCCAGACUACAGUCCCCAGGAGGCUUUCACCAACGCCAUCACAGACCUCAUCAGCGAGCUCUCCCUUCUAGAGGAGCGAUUCCGGGUGGCCAUCAAGGACAAGCAAGAAGGAAUUGAGUAGCAGCUGAAAGCAGUGUCGCUUAGUGGCCGUAAGGCUGGUGCAUACAUCCUCAGGGCCCUUCUCAGUUCACUGCGAUGGUGACAGCCACUUUCAGCUCUCUAGCUGGGCACAGGACACUGUCCCAUUCUGUACAGACUGUUUUCCUAAUAAAGUAGAACAGAAGAAGGGA
Molecule: messenger RNA, 596 nt
Organism: Arvicanthis niloticus (Nile rat)
Lineage: Eukaryota; Metazoa; Chordata; Mammalia; Rodentia; Muridae
Source: RefSeq, a predicted model, not a curated record